CAGUGUAAUUGUAAGCAAAGCUGAAAUCAAAGAUGAGGAUGAUGAAAUUACAGACAUACAGUAUUUAGAAGAAGACCUGAUCAAUGACGAUGAGCAAUGCAAUGAAGAAACGGACAGCAAGAGCAUCUUGGAAAUCACGAAAGCAGGCAAGAAGAAUCUUAGAAAAUUAGUAUCUGUUACAAAUAAUAAGGAUCGGAAUUAUUACUGCGCAUCAUGCAAUAAGAAAUUCAAAAAGAUGAAAGCUCUCCGUAACCACAUGAAAAAGCAUGAAAAAGAGACUGAGGCGAACGCGUGCGGGCAGUGUAAGGAGGCGUUCACAUCAGCACACGACUUACAGCUGCAUAGUGCUGUGCACCUCAAGGGGCCCGUGUGGACGUGCCCUAACACCGACUGCCAGAAGGAGUACAACAAUCGCACAGUGUUCCGCCGCCACGUGCGCCGGCACAUGCUCGGCAAGCGGCACUGCUGCGAGCGCUGCGGCAAGGGCUUCGCGGAGCGCCACGCCCUGCGGCGGCACGCGCGGGUGCACUCCGGCCUACCCGCGCCCAGGGACCACGCCUGCCACAUGUGCGAUAAGCGUGUCUGCUGCGAGCGCUGCGGCAAGGGCUGCGCGGAGCGCCACGCCCUGCGGCGGCACGCGCGGGUGCACUCCGGCCUACCCGCGCCCAGGGACCACGCCUGCCACAUGUGCGAUAAGCGUGUCUGCUGCGAGCGCUGCGGCAAGGGCUGCGCGGAGCGCCACGCCCUGCGGCGGCACGCGCGGGUGCACUCCGGCCUACCCGCGCCCAGGGACCACGCCUGCCACAUGUGCGAUAAGCGUGUCUGCUGCGAGCGCUGCGGCAAGGGCUGCGCGGAGCGCCACGCCCUGCGGCGGCACGCGCGGGUGCACUCCGGCCUACCCGCGCCCAGGGACCACGCCUGCCACAUGUGCGAUAAGCGGUGA
Molecule: messenger RNA, 943 nt
Organism: Cydia amplana
Lineage: Eukaryota; Metazoa; Arthropoda; Insecta; Lepidoptera; Tortricidae
Product: gastrula zinc finger protein XlCGF67.1-like
Exons: 9
Coding region: 236-943 (235 amino acids)
Source: RefSeq, a predicted model, not a curated record